AUUGACUCUUCCCAAAACUGUCCUCUUUUUUUUUUUUUAUUGCUUUCGUUUCUGUAUACUUUGCUAAAAUGAAUUUUUAUCAACACGCUGGUCGUAUUCUCGACAAACUUGCCAGACAUGAGGGUACCAUCAAAGGCUUGAUUAUCGGCGAUCCCAAAGUUUGGGACAAGAAGAAAAUGUAUGCCCUUGUUUGCGAGACUUUGAAAUAUAAGCAAGUUUUAAAUGAGCUCAUUGACAAGUCUAAAAUUUGUGAAGUUGAAAAGAAGUUAAAAAGAUCGCUUGCUCUUGUUUUGAUUCACGAUUUGAUGUUUACUAAAAGAGGUAUCACUGUUCGCAACGAUGUUCCCUUAAAGCAAUGUGUCACCCGCCAUCAUGCUAGACUCAAGUCAGAAUUAAUCAAGAUCAAGAUUAAAAGAGGUGCUACCUCAGACGAAGAUUUGGUUAGUCAAAAAGUGAAGGAUGCCGUUCAUAUUCCCAGAUAUGCUCGUGUCAACGAACAUAAGCUUACAGUUGGUAAGGCUAUCAAGAGUUUCCAGAACGAAGGCUAUACUCUUAUCGAUUGCCCUGAAGAUCUGCGUGAAUUAAAGCCUAAAGAAUUCUGUGUCGAUCGUCAUUUGCGCGAUAUGCUUAUUUUCCACCAAAAAACAGAUUUCCAUGCUCAUCCUUUGUACGUUAAUGGCAACAUUAUUUUGCAGGAUAAAGCCUCUUGUUUCCCCGCACAUGUUUGUAAUCCAGCAAAAGGUGCACAUGCUAUUGAUGCUUGUGCUGCUCCAGGAAACAAAACUUCUCACCUUUCUGCAUUGAUGAAGAACUCUGGAAAGAUUUGGGCUUUUGAUUUGGAUUCUCGUAGAUUAGAUUUGUUAAAGAGAUUGACCAAUAAGGCUGGAUGUAAAAAUAUCAACCCUAUCCAUGGAUCCUUCCUUGAGACUGAUCCUAAUGAUGCUCAAUAUGCCCAAGUUGAAUACCUCCUUUUGGAUCCUUCCUGCUCCGGAUCAGGUAUCAUUAGUAGAUUAGACCAUCUUGUUGAUGAUGAUGAUGAAGCAGAAAAGGAUGGGAAAGACGCUGAUGGUAAAACUCAAGAGGAAAGAUUACAAAAUCUUGCCGAUUUCCAAAUAUCUAUUAUCCAACAUGCCCUCAAAUUUCCUAGCGCAAAACGUGUCGUUUACUCUACAUGUUCAAUCCACCCAGAGGAAAACGAACAUGUUGUAAGAACUAUUUUGAAGAGAAACCUAGACUUUGAAUUAGCUCCUCGUGACACUGUCUUACCUACUUGGGAAAGAAGAGGUAUCCCCGAAGAAAUCAAUGGUGACAAAGAUCUUGCCAAUCGUCUUGUUCGCACAGUGCCAGCAGAAGAUUUGACUAAUGGCUUUUUUGUUGCGUGCUUUAUUAAAAAAUCACCCAGCGAACAAGGUGAAAAGAGACCUUUAGAAGAAAAUGCUAACGUAGAAUCUUCUUCAAGUAAUCCUUCAAAGAAAAAGAAGAAGAACAAUAAGAAGAAGAAGACUGCAUUAACACAAUAAAUUGAUUAAAAAAAGCUACACUUUGUUCUUGU
Molecule: messenger RNA, 1552 nt
Organism: Mucor mucedo
Lineage: Eukaryota; Fungi; Mucoromycota; Mucoromycetes; Mucorales; Mucoraceae
Product: S-adenosyl-L-methionine-dependent methyltransferase
Exons: 10
Coding region: 69-1520 (483 amino acids)
Biological process (GO): rRNA base methylation
Cellular component (GO): nucleolus
Molecular function (GO): methyltransferase activity
Source: RefSeq, a predicted model, not a curated record